GAUUUUGGGUCUUUUUGGAUACUUGGUAACUUUGGAAUCAUCAGCAUGUCAACUUUACGCUUCGGCCAGCACAUCAUCAAGGCUUCUGUAGUCUUCUAUCGGACUGAAUUGUCCUUUGCUUUGGUGAACAGAAAACCUGUCGUUCCUGGACAUGUGCUGGUGUGCCCGCUGAGGCCGGUGGAACGUUUCCGUGAUCUCCGUCCCGACGAGGUUGCCGAUUUAUUCAAAACCACGCAAAAGGUGGCCGACGUCGUGGAGAAGCACUUUCAAGGCACCUCCCUGACUAUCUCCUUGCAGGAUGGCCCAGAGGCUGGACAAACUGUAAAGCAUGUCCAUGUCCAUGUGGUCCCGAGAAAAAGCGGGGACUUUGAGAACAACGACAAUAUCUACAAUGAGCUCCAAAAACAUGAUCAACAAGUGGAAGAUAUUCCAGAAAAGUGGAGAUCAAAAGAGGAAAUGUCAGCAGAAGCCUCUGAGCUGAAAAUGUAUUUCAAUGAGCCUGAAAAUCAAUGA
Erpetoichthys calabaricus (reedfish) is the source of this 513-nucleotide messenger RNA. RefSeq names its product fragile histidine triad diadenosine triphosphatase (gene fhit). Gene Ontology annotation, molecular function: ubiquitin protein ligase binding; bis(5'-adenosyl)-triphosphatase activity. The record is from RefSeq and is a predicted model, not a curated record. Bases 46 to 513 code for a protein of 155 amino acids. Lineage: Eukaryota; Metazoa; Chordata; Cladistia; Polypteriformes; Polypteridae. The transcript is spliced from 7 exons. Gene Ontology annotation, cellular component: nucleus; cytoplasm; plasma membrane. Gene Ontology annotation, biological process: negative regulation of proteasomal ubiquitin-dependent protein catabolic process; diadenosine triphosphate catabolic process; purine nucleotide metabolic process.